GUGUGUGUUAUGUUUUCAAGGCUUAAAACGAGGAGCUUACAUAAUAGACAAGAAGUUUGUAUGUGUCUUAGCAUAGGAAGAGUUCAAAGACAGUUCUUCCUCGUUUAAGAAAACCCUCUCUUUCCCUCCUUUCCUCCAAACCCUCAAACCCCACCAACCAACAAUUCACUCCCAUUCUCCUUCUCUCCUUCUUCAUCCAUACCCAUAAAACCCAAUUCAGGAUUCACCCCAUCUCCAGCUUCCACUUCCAAUCCAUAUGGGUACAAGAACACAGCAACCAUCCCGAGAAGACGACGAUGACGACCUCCCAAGUGGCCCUGGUGCCACCACCAUUUCGGGUCAGUCUGUUUCAAUGAGUGGCAGUGUGGGUUCUCCUUCUAGUCGCAGCGAGCAAACCAUGGCUACGCCUGCCAGCGACAACACUUUUCUUCGAUUGAACAACCUCGACAUCCAUGGCGACGAGGCGGGGUCGCAAGGACCCACUGCUAAUGUGAAGAAAAAGAGGGGUCAGCGUGCUGUUGGAGGGGACAAGAGUGGAAGGGGGCUUCGCCAAUUCAGCAUGAAAGUUUGCGAGAAAGUGGAGAGUAAGGGAAGAACGACAUAUAACGAGGUUGCAGAUGAACUUGUCGCAGAGUUUGCUGAUCCUGGCAACAGUGUUGCAUCGCCAGAUCAGCAGCAACAGUACGACGAAAAAAAUAUUAGGCGGAGGGUAUAUGAUGCCCUGAAUGUCCUCAUGGCAAUGGAUAUUAUAUCAAAGGAUAAGAAGGAGAUACAAUGGAAGGGUCUACCACGUACCAGCGUGAAUGAUAUUGAAGAACUAAAGGCAGAGCGUCUUGGACUUCGAAAUAGGAUUGAAAAGAAAGCAGCGUACUUGCAAGAGUUGGAGGAACAGUAUGUAGGUCUUCAGAACCUAAUACAGCGAAACGAACAAUUAUUCAGUUCGGAGAAUGCCCCCAGUGGUGGCGUGUCUUUGCCUUUCAUCCUGGUGCAGACGAGGCCUCAUGCAACUGUUGAGAUAGAAAUUUCAGAAGAUAUGCAGCUGGUGCAUUUUGAUUUCAACAGUACUCCCUUUGAGCUCCAUGAUGACAAUUAUGUUUUGAAGGCGAUGAAAUUUUGCAACAGACCGCAAUGCGAUAAUACAGCACAAAAUUUUACUCCUGAUGGUGGGGAGGGUUCUAGCAUGUCAGGCAUGUAUCAACCACCCCAUAUGCCUAUUCCUUCGUUGUCUAACACGCCGGUUAGAACACCAACCUCACCCCCACUUCCUGGAAUCAUAAAAGCUCGCGUCAAACACGAACAUUAAUGAUUGGUAGACCGAGCUUGACUUUGAGUGUCUUCUGCAUUAAUCUCUGCAUGAUUGUAUAUUCUGCAUGUUCUUAUUGCUGUGGCCUUCUUGGAUUACUGUGGGAUCAUAUAGGGAUGACAGUUCACUACAUCAAACUUCAUGCAAUCAAAUUCAUUUAGCUUGGAACUGAUUUAAGUCGUUGGGUGGCUUAGAGCUAAUUCUUUGCUCCAGAUGUUCUUCAACUUUUCAUAUACUGUAUUUGAUUAGUCAUGUAAUGUGCCUCUUUCUAUUCCUCAUCCUUGUAGAAGUAUAGAUUUGAGAUGUAUUAGGAUUGUGGAGGGUUGAUUAAACUACGGAUCAUUACGGAAUGGAGUUGAACAAUGCUUCGAAUCUGUUUACCUUGUACAGAAUUCUAGUUCCAAUGCCAAAUAUUGUCUUAUUGUAUUGUUUCCAGAAA
Messenger RNA from Cucumis melo (muskmelon), 1742 nucleotides. RefSeq names its product transcription factor-like protein DPB. Lineage: Eukaryota; Viridiplantae; Streptophyta; Magnoliopsida; Cucurbitales; Cucurbitaceae. Gene Ontology annotation, biological process: regulation of transcription by RNA polymerase II; regulation of cell cycle. Gene Ontology annotation, cellular component: transcription regulator complex; nucleus. The record is from RefSeq and is a predicted model, not a curated record. Gene Ontology annotation, molecular function: RNA polymerase II transcription regulatory region sequence-specific DNA binding; DNA-binding transcription factor activity, RNA polymerase II-specific. The transcript is spliced from 9 exons. Bases 257 to 1303 code for a protein of 348 amino acids.